Saccostrea cuccullata (small rock oyster) is the source of this 547-nucleotide messenger RNA. Its product is annotated as complement C1q-like protein 4. The transcript has 2 exons. Gene Ontology annotation, molecular function: protein binding. The record is from RefSeq and is a predicted model, not a curated record. Lineage: Eukaryota; Metazoa; Mollusca; Bivalvia; Ostreida; Ostreidae. Bases 11 to 508 code for a protein of 165 amino acids.
UGUGGAGAAAAUGAAAAAAUCUGCAUCUGAUCAAAAUGAAAUCGAACCAUCUUCUAUAAGCAAUGGGAAGAGACUAGUUAACGUUGGUACUACCGGUAAUAAUCCAGUAGCGUUCUAUGCCUACAUGUCAAAAUCAGAGCAAAAUCCAAGCAAUCACCAUAUGAUCAUUUUUGACGUCAUCAAAUCAAAUUUCGGUGGGGGAUAUAAUGGGCACAGUGGGACGUUCACAGCUCCUGUUGCAGGGAUUUAUGUUUUUACAUGGACUAUCUACACUGGUGACCAUGGAAGAUGUGAAUACGGAAUUUACGUUAACGACGAUAUUUUGAGUAGCACUUUUGGAGAAACUGAUGACGUUGGUGCAGAUUAUGAUUCCGAUUCGGGGACUAUAGUUGUAGCAUUAAAUGCACAUGACGAUGUUUAUAUCCGAUCACUCAUGGCUUGUACUACCUUCAUAGAAAGCAUUCGUUGGUAUACGAGAACUUCAUUUGCUGGAUGGAAACUCGACUAAUUAAUACAAUUUUCUUGUGUACUGAUUUUGUGGGGGAUG